Molecule: messenger RNA, 2678 nt
Organism: Momordica charantia (bitter melon)
Lineage: Eukaryota; Viridiplantae; Streptophyta; Magnoliopsida; Cucurbitales; Cucurbitaceae
Product: Leucine-rich repeat protein kinase family protein
Biological process (GO): protein phosphorylation
Molecular function (GO): protein kinase activity; ATP binding; protein binding
Source: RefSeq, a predicted model, not a curated record
CCAUCGAAAUCCUCUCUCUCUCUCUCUCUCUCUCUAAAUAAUUUAGACUUUUGGUCUGAAAACUUUACUUUUGAGUUUUGAGCCUUCUCCAGUUCUUCUGCUCCAUCACUUUCAAGGGUUCCACACUGUUCCCUCGUCGGUCACUCGCUUCAUCCUCCUUAUCACUUAAUUUUCACCAACUAAACCCCCUCUGAAGAACCUCCACUUCCAAGUUCCAAGUUUCCAUGGAAAUUUUACCUCCCCUGUUCCUCUUUUUUCUCCUCUGCAACUGCUCCCUUUCAAUGGCGUCUCUAAACGAAGAAGGCAAUGUCCUUUUGUCUUUCAAAAACUCCAUUACAGAAGACCCAGAGGGCUCCCUCAGCAACUGGAAUUCUUCAGAUCAAAACCCCUGUUUUUGGAAUGGAGUUACAUGCAAGGAUCUGAGAGUUGUUUCUCUUAGCAUUCCUAAGAAGAAACUUAAUGGGGUUCUUCCUGCUUCUCUGGGGUUUCUCUCUGCGCUCCGCCAUGUGAAUCUCAGGAGCAAUAAACUCCAUGGAACCUUGCCAUUGGAGCUUUUUCAAGCUAAUGGAAUCCAAAGUUUGGUGCUUUACGGGAAUUCCUUCUCUGGGUCGGUGCCAACUCAGAUUGGUAAGCUUAAAAACCUCCAAAUCUUGGAUUUGUCUCAGAAUUUACUUAAUGGGUCGUUGCCUGUUUCGUUAAUGGAAUGCAGAAGAUUGAGGAUUCUUGAUCUUAGUCAGAAUAAUCUUUCCAAUUCUCUGCCUAGUGGGUUUGGUUCCAGUUUGAAUUUCUUGGAAAAGUUGGAUCUUUCUUACAAUAAGUUCAAUGGGCCAAUUCCUAUGGACAUUGGUAAUUUGUCUAGCUUGCAAGGGACUGUUGAUUUGUCUCAUAAUUUGUUUUCUGGUCCAAUCCCAGCCAGCCUGGGAAACCUUCCUGAAAAGGUUUAUAUUGAUCUUACCUAUAAUAAUUUGAGUGGUUCGAUUCCCCAAAAUGGUGCUCUUAUCAACAGAGGACCAACUGCUUUUAUUGGCAAUCCUGGACUCUGUGGAGCUCCGUUGAAGAAUCCGUGCUCUUUGGAGACUCCGGGCGCGAGUUCGCCGUCCUCCUUUCCAUUUUUCCCGGACAAUUAUCCACCUGGGGGUUCUGAGGGUAGUGGUAAAAAGUAUGACAAAGGAGGGGUGAGUAAGAGCACUUUGGUUGCGAUAAUCAUCAGUGACAUUAUCGGUAUUUGCCUGAUCGGGUUGCUGUUUUCGUAUUGCUAUUCGAGGUUUUGCACUCAUAGAAAUGGGAAGAAGGCAGACCAAUCUAAUUAUGGGUUUGAGAAGGGUGGAAGAAAGGAUUGUCUCUGCUUUCAGAAGGGUGAAUCCGAGAACGUUUCGGAGCAUAUAGAGCAGUUUGAUUUGGUACCUCUGGAUUCACGCGUCACGUUUGAUCUUGACGAGCUUCUCAAGGCAUCGGCGUUCGUUUUAGGAAAAAGCGGGAUCGGGAUAGUGUAUAAAGUUGUGCUUGAAGAUGGACUUACUCUAGCUGUGAGAAGAUUGGGUGAAGGAGGUUCUCAAAGGUUCAAAGAGUUUCAAACUGAAGUUGAAGCAAUUGGGAAGUUGAGGCAUCCAAAUGUUGUUAGCCUUAGAGCAUAUUAUUGGUCUGUUGAUGAGAAAUUGCUUAUUUAUGAUUAUAUACCAAAUGGGAACCUUGCAUCUGCCAUUCAUGGGAAGCCAGGAACGACAUCGUUUACACCGUUACCAUGGUCUGCUCGGUUAAGAAUCAUGAAAGGCAUUGCGAAAGGAUUGGUUUACUUGCAUGAGUUUAGCCCCAAAAAGUAUGUCCACGGUAAUUUGAAGACGAACAACAUACUUCUUGGACACGACAUGGUACCGCAUAUUUCUAAUUUCGGACUCGCCCGCCUAAUUAACAUUGCUGGAGGGUCUCCGACUGUGCAAUCGAGUCAUAUGGCGGAGGAAAAAUCACAAGAGAAACAAUUGAAGUCUGCAACCUCUGAAGCUAGUACAUUCAGUUCUAGUAUGAGUUCUUACUACCAAGCCCCAGAAGCCUUCAAAGUCGUGAAGCCAUCACAGAAAUGGGACGUUUACUCGUACGGUGUGAUAUUACUCGAAAUGAUCACCGGAAGGUUGCCAAUAGUUCAGGUGGGAGCCUCGGAAAUGGAUCUUGUGCAAUGGAUUCAACUCUGCAUCGAGGAAAAGAAGCCACUCUCAGACGUUAUAGACCCAUCUCUGACUCCAGAUGACGACACAGACGAGGAGAUCAUCGCGGUUUUGAAGAUUGCAUUAGCUUGUGUUCAUAAUAGUCCCGAAAGAAGACCCAUGGUGAGACAUGUUUCUGAUGCUCUGAGCAGGUUGGCUGCCACUCCAAAUUGAACAACAAAAUCACAUAAACUCAAAAGUUCAAGCUCCCUCAAAAGGGGUUCAAAAAAGAAACUCCCUUUUUCGAUGCUUCGGACACGAACCGGAGAAUAAAAUCAAGAAGCUGGAAAAUGAAGCGGAGUUUUAUGUUCAUUUUGAACAAAAACCAGUGUCAUAAGAGUGAGGGCGUGAACUAGCAGAGCAGUUCUUCAAACUUGCUUUCUUGCAAUAGAAUUCGUUUGUCUCAUUUUUACUGUCUCAAACUUCAUUAUGGAACACAUCAAUGUCCAAAAUCUAUGGUUGUUUCUCUCUUGAAACUAA